ACCCAGUCCCUAUUUCCCCUCAGAAACCAACAGAUGGCGCUAAAGUGACAGACCCAGUUGCCAAGGCGAUAUACCAGAAUAUGCUAGGAACACUCCCCAUGACCAAGAAGAAAGAUAUUCCCUGUGAAGUUUGUAGUAUGAUGUUUGACUCUGAGAUUAAAGCAAGGCAACACUUUGAUGGACAAAAACAUGCGAAGAAAGUUAUGCAGAAAGAGAAGCUACGAUACUUGCCUGGCUACCAGCAAAAUAAAGAUGGGACCACCCCUAGUCCAGUUCUAUCUCAACCAAUAUCUGGUGGUGCUUUGUCCUGCACCUUCUGCAAUGUGCAGCUGAACUCAAUACAACAGCUGGAACAACAUAGACUAGGUAAGACUCACCUGAAGAAGGUUGCAAAUGCAUCAGGUAAAACCGCUCCUAAUUUUGUAUCUGGGGGAGUACAGGAUCCCACCAAAUCACAAAUGGGUAUUAAGCAAGAGCCCCCGCGAUCAACCACACCUAUACCAAAUGAGGAGGUUGACGAUCCAUAGGAAAUGUGACAUCAUUCAAAGAGGGCCAAUAGGAUUAAGGCAAAAUAAUGAUUUGUCGGAGUAAUUGAUCAUUCAAUUUUGAUAAAACGUACAUGAACAUUAAAAAUUGUACAAAUAAAUUAAUGAAGACUGCCUUGCUCUGGCCCUGGAAUAAGCAUACAAGAAACAGAUUUCAGGAUUCUAUUUUAAGAUAUUGACUGUUGAAAACGCACACAACCAUAUAGUUCAUUGGCCUGUUCGCAGGACAUAUAUUAAGUACAUUCACUGCUCUCUGAUCUUUAGAGUGAUGUUUUAGAUUUGACAUUUUUUAGUGUAAUGUUUUAAUUCAGAACUUCGAGGAACAUUGACUACAUUCUAGAAUGUAAAAAUACCACCCCCUGGGAGCAACACUGUGUGUCGUAUUUCUGACUCCCACACAUUUGAUGCAAUGACAUCACUUCCUGUCGGGUAUGUUGAAAUAUGGCAGCACACUCGAAAUGAACAGAAUAUUUUAAAUAAUUGAUCUUUUAAGAAAGCAUCUAGCAAAACAAAACGGGUUUUUAAAGAUUGCCCCUUUUAAGGAUUACCCCUUUUAUUGAUUGCCCAUUUUAAGGCACUGUUGCUGAGAAAAUGUUUUAAAUUUAAUAUAGUACUGCAAUAACAAUCUAGUAUCUAGAAUUUAGUAUGCAUAAUGAACAGAAGAAGUGAGUUGCACACAUAAUUCUUUGGCAUUAUUUGUAAUCAGGAGACUCCCCUUAGCUUUCCCUUCAUGGUCCAUUGGUUCUACAAGCCUUAUAUGGAUCUAUCACAUGACAUUCAAAAUGGUGGACAAGUCAGUUGGAUUCCCAUAUGGUCCUAUAGGGAUCU
Molecule: messenger RNA, 1373 nt
Organism: Owenia fusiformis
Lineage: Eukaryota; Metazoa; Annelida; Polychaeta; Sabellida; Oweniidae
Source: the annotation of a GenBank genome assembly